AUGAUUAAAAUACGAUUUUGUGUUCCCGAUUCAGUCUAUGAUAAUUGUGUUCGUAUGUCUGACAACGUACCAGGCACCUUUUCAUGCAUUAACGCCAGGGAUAAAUAUGAUUGUAUGCGAUUAUUGGAGAGGGAUGAGGCAGAUAUUGUCAAUUUAGACGCUGAAGAUCUUUAUUUAGCCGGAAGACUAUAUGCAUUGGAACCGUUUAUUGUCGAAGAAUUUAACGGAAGU
This is a messenger RNA of Medioppia subpectinata, 231 nucleotides long. The record is from the annotation of a GenBank genome assembly. Lineage: Eukaryota; Metazoa; Arthropoda; Arachnida; Sarcoptiformes; Oppiidae.